AUGUCAGUCAGUGAUGAUCCUGUGCAGGGUGUGUUCACAGUGUCCAUGAAGGACCUGCAGAAGAAAGACUCUGGGAUGUAUAUGUGUGUGCUGGACCGCAAUGGACAUUUCCUGUUAUCAGUAAAUGUAUACAAUAUAACAGUCACUGACACUCCAGGUGUGUCAGUAAAGGACAACAUGAUGGAGGCUGAACUGGGGCACAGUGUCACUGUACACUGUUUUUACAGCUACAGUUACAGAGGCAGGGAGAAGAAGUGGUGCAGGUCAAGAAAGGACAGUUUUUGUGUAACAACAUGGUACAAAGACACAUCCCAGCAGACAGUGACCCUAAAGGUGGACUCUACACUUGAGGUCUUCAGUGUGACAAUGAGGGACCUACCACAGAAGGAUAGAGGCUGGUACUGGUGCUCUGUUGGAGACCGACACUUUCCUGUUCAUAUCAGUGUCACUCAGAAAAGACACAGUAAGUGA
Molecule: messenger RNA, 471 nt
Organism: Scleropages formosus (Asian bonytongue)
Lineage: Eukaryota; Metazoa; Chordata; Actinopteri; Osteoglossiformes; Osteoglossidae
Product: polymeric immunoglobulin receptor-like
Exons: 2
Coding region: 1-471 (156 amino acids)
Cellular component (GO): plasma membrane
Molecular function (GO): transmembrane signaling receptor activity
Source: RefSeq, a predicted model, not a curated record